Molecule: messenger RNA, 7996 nt
Organism: Homarus americanus (American lobster)
Lineage: Eukaryota; Metazoa; Arthropoda; Malacostraca; Decapoda; Nephropidae
Product: E3 ubiquitin-protein ligase TM129-like
Exons: 8
Coding region: 134-1246 (370 amino acids)
Biological process (GO): protein ubiquitination
Cellular component (GO): membrane; endoplasmic reticulum
Molecular function (GO): ubiquitin protein ligase activity
Source: RefSeq, a predicted model, not a curated record
CACCUGACCCACGUCAACAACAACAGUAACUGUGGUCGGGCCGUCCCAUUCCCCUCUUUAUAGGGCACACAUAAGUAGUUAAUACCUGGAACACCUGAACGUUUUUUAGAGAACACAAACAUUAAAGGAAGUAAUGGUUGGAGAGGUGUGGUUUUACUCCUUACUCUACUGGCUGUUUGCUCUGGUAGUGGUGUUUCCACCGGAUGAGAUGGUCGCUGCUGGGCUGACUGUUGAAGCUCUGCUUGGAUCCUGGUUGGGCAGCCAACUAACAGGAUUUAUCCAGUACCAGAUAAGGAGAACUGCAGUCACACUUAUGGUUCAUGUAUUACUUCUUCCAGGUUAUAUAUUGAUGUUGAUCAGGACAGAACCUUCACUGAUGAGAUGGGCAAAUACUCAGAUCCACCCAGACACCACAGCAGUAGUAGUUAUAUUAUCACUAGUCCCAGUCAUUGUGACAGCCUUAGUAGUCACAAAUUGGUGGCGUGACAACUGGCAGCGUCAUCCUUUAAGCAAGACAUUGUCGUUGUAUAGCCAAGGAAAUGUAAGGCCAUCUGCCUGGGUGUCAGUGGCUUCUGAUGUCAACAAUGAGUUCAGAAGGAUAGACAAAUUCAGCACCAAAGCCAACAGUGUUUGCCGUGUCAUUGCCACUGACAGCUGGCUGAUGAAGGUGACAGCAUACAGGGUCCAUUUGACACACCAGCGUGAUGCCGUUCUGUCCCUUGAGAGUAGUGUGAACCAUCAACUCUCUCAAAACAACUCCUUGGACACACAAUUACUCAAUAUCAAAGUGACAUCCAUCAGGGAAGGGAUAGCACCAUUUUAUAUCAGGUUGAGUUCCUUGGAAUACUCAGAGUUAGAGCGAAAAAUUGUCAACCCGGUUGUGAAUGCUCGACAAGUUGUAGUGCAACAAAGCCUCUCAGAUCGCUUUCUUGAAGCCUUCCUGGAAAUUGUAAAUUUAAACCCUAAAGUCAACAUUAUGGAUGAAUCAGUCAUGUGUAUUGGGUGUAUGGAAGUGGCAGCUAAUAUUAAACUACAGCGUCAGUGUGGAACAACAAAUAAUGGUUCAGGGAAUAGCUGUGUUGCCUGUUAUUGUAGACCAAUGUGGUGUGUUUCCUGUUUAAGUAAAUGGUUUGCGGCCCGACAAGACCAGAACCAUCCAGAAUCCUGGCUAUCGUCAAGAGCACCUUGCCCAACCUGCCGUUCACCGUUCUGCCUCCUUGAUGUCUGUAUUAUAUCUGACCACUGACAUUGGAAAACAGAAUGCCACUGCAUUUAAAAAUUUAGAGAUAAGACUGGUACAAGAAUUAAUAACCAGACAUUGGCCCGAGGAUCAUAGCUGUGGGGGCACCGAUGUUUACAUCCUCCUGCAGUGUUAUCUGAUGUUGGGAGGACAAAGUAGCUAAUUAUUGUACCCUUGUACCGUUGCGAACAUAAGUAAUGAUACACAUCGUGGUGGCCAUGGUGAGAUCUGGCAGCUCAUCAAUAGUAAACAAACCCACAGGAUUUGUAAGUACAGUGUAGUUAACUUUUUUUAUGAAUUAGCAGAUGUUUGUAACAGGUGUGUUGAUUGGUAGCUUAAGCAGUCACUGUAUUUUUAUUUUGAAUUAAUUUAUACUGAUUACCAAUACAAAAAAAAUAAAAAUGCUAGUUUGAGAUGAAUUGUCAUACACAGUACAGUGCUGUAUUAGAAAGACAGCAUGCAAGGCCGUAUGGUGAAUACUCGUAUAUCUUUUCAGUUCACAAAAUAGCGUCGUCCAAUCCUUCCUCCAUCCUUUCCAUCCCGUUCUUUACAGACUGAUGAGGAGACAUAAACUUCCAGUUGAAACAAACACUAAGAGUUCAGGCAAAGUCUAAUAUCUUUCAUAAAUAAGCAUUACAGGUAUUCAGUUUGCUAACUUUCAUUCUCCACUCUGAUGUCCGUGCAAUUCCUUUUAUUAUGUUAAUGUCAUAGCAUCUGCUACUGAAGUGAUUAAUUGGUCCAUAGAAAGCAUGACAUUCCCCUGAAGGAUUCCCUAUGGCCUUCUGAGCUCCCACUCAUGCCCACCAAUCCUUGAGCCCAUCCGUUGGUCAUGCAAGCCUUAGAUUGCAUUCCUUGGUAUGCUUCCGAGCAGUUUUGUAAACAUGCAGUUUAAUGAGUGUCAUUCUGUGGAUUCAUGCGUUGCAGUUUUUUACAGCUGAACAUAUUUUCAAAAGCUAUAAAACACUAAUUAAUUCUGUGAAGUCCACCUAACUAAACUGUAACUUUUGUUUCGGAAUAAAGUUUGGUUUAGAUAAUUAUUAUGUAUUUAUUACAAAUUAGCAAAUAUUUAAACUUGAUAGUGAAUUAGUAUUCCAGAAAGUCUUUAAGAAGCCAUUUUCUCAAAAAUAUUGAAACUAAAUUUCACAAUUUAAUGUUCAUUCACAUGGUUCUCAUAUCUUAUACUGUACAUAUAUGGCUAUGCUUUGGUAAUUGCAACAAUCAUUUAUAAUCUUAUUUAAGAGUAAUUCUUUUUCCAUAGAUUUGUGUUUAUUGCACAUAUAUUUCUGGUUAACACAACAGAAAGGAAUGAUGGUCAAUAAUUUUAUUAAAGUGUCAUAGGUAGUGACAAGAUUAGUUUGAAAACAUUAACAAUAUAAAAAAAUUGCAUUCAGUACUCAGUUCAACCCCUAUUUCUGUUCAAUACAGUACACACUGUAUCCAACAAUAAACCUUUGCCCAAGUCAUUCUCAGUUUUUGUGAAAUUUGAGUUGGGUUUAGGCCUCUCCUCAUUAUCCCAAUGACCAUGCUUUCUUGGCUUACUUUCUUGCUGUAAUGGUUCAUUGUCAAGGUGUCUGUACUCAGGCUUAGUAAUUGUGUGAUGCCAUUCUCCACUACCAAUCAACAUUACACCUCAGUUUAUCAGGAUUUUAAUGAUAAAAUUUAAUAAAUAAAGAACUGUUUAUUCAUUAAUAAUUGCCUCAAUAUACAAUUUGAUUCACUACCUUUAUUCAGAACCUUAAAUGUAUACAAUUUACAAAAUGUUAUAUAAGUACAGUGUACAGAAUAUACUAUGAAAAAAUUAUGUUCAAUAACUCGCAAUAUUCCAAGAAAUGAUGACGCAAUCUUGGAAUGACAUAACACAUACGACCCAUACGAGAUGCAUGGAAGGUUCUGCCCGUCCCCGGUGAUUGCCAGGCUAAGUAGUUGAAUGUGUCACAUCUCCCAGAGGAUGGUUUGUGUGUGGAAGAAGCUAUUAUUUGUACAUGAAAUAAUAUACAUUACGUAUCCUGUAUCAGUAAAUGUGAGGAAUAAAUAAAGAAAUAGUGCAUUGCCAUUUGGCAAUCUCGUCACUAGCACAAGACAGCAGAGCUGUGAGAACCCCACUCCCUCACUACUCUCUUGUCCUAGCUCCCACACAUGUAAUAAAUGUUUAAUCCCUUUAUGUUUUUAACCUUAUGAUAAUAGUAUUUUUUUUUUGCUCAUUCUGUAUGAACAAUUGUGUGCAUGUAACAGAGUAAAAAAAGAAGAAGAAAAUUACCUAUAUCUAUCCAAAAAUACAAUUUGAAAAAUAACACCAAUGUAACUCACAGCUUGGCCCAGUAGGGGAGGAUAUCACUGACACCUCACCCCCACCACCCGCUCCCUCUCCCACAAUCUACACUCUUACUCCCAUGGUUGUAAGAAAUUUUUUAUUCUCAUUGUUUUUGAUCUUUUAAUAACCUUUUAUUUUAUUUAUUUUUUGCACAUUCUAUAUGAACAAUUGUGUGUGCAUGUAAACAGUAUAAAAAAGAACAAAAUUACGUACUGUAUAUCUAUCCAAAAAUACGAGUUGAAAAUAACAAUAAAGCAGCUCACAGCUUGGCCCAGUAGGGAGGAUGAGAUCCCAGUCUUGUACCUCCCUCACCACUCCUCCUCUCUGCCUCUCCCACAAUUGGCUUACUCCUGCUGACAUGAUAAAUGUUAAUAAUCUUGAUUGUUUUUUAACUUAUGAUAAUAAUUUCUUAUAUUUUUUUCACGGUCUGUAUGAAAAAUUGUGUGUGCAUGUAACAGAGUACAGUAAAAGAAAAUUAAUAAAAAUACAUUUAUACUGUAGUAUCAACUCGAAAUUACUAGUUGAAAAAUAACAAUAACACAGCUUCGCCUUGUAGGAGGAGAGGUAUGGCAAUGUAGCUACUCUGACAUCUUGCUUGGUGACCUGCCAAGUUUACACACACACACACAUUCAUGUUAGGUAAAUGAAUGUAAAUUUUUGUUUUGUAUAAAUUUAUAGUUUUUAUAUUUUUAUUUUGUAUAAAUUGAUUGAUUUUAUGUCUAUAAAUUAUUUGAGUUAUUUAGACAUUUAAUCAUUAUAGUUGUAGGAUAUAAAACUUGUUUGGGCUCUUCAAGGACUCAGGAAGGGAACAUAUUUUUCUCCAUUAAGUUAUUAAUAUCAAUAUACAAUUGAUCACUUAGCGUUGGCUUUUGGAGGUCCCAAACCUAAUCUUGUAAUGGUCAUACUUGUGUUCGCAACUGUAUGUGUACAGUACACUAUAAAAUGUUAAAUGCAUAAGAUGUACAGGGUACUGUAGCAUUCAGUGUUCAGUUAAACCCAUAGCAAAAUUUAUAUUCAGUAAAAGCAUAAUGUGUAUGGGAACAUUAGCUGGUGCAUCAUUGUGGAAUAAAAAAAAUGUUGGUUAGGCCUCAGCCAGUGGCAGAGGCUCUCGGUAAUUAUCGUACUGUGCUUCUCAGUAACAUUUAUUACUGUUAUAGUCAGUUGAGCCUGAUGUUAUGGUUAGGUUGUAGCACUUAGUAGUUAUGACUACAUGUAGUUAAAGUCAGUUACUUGAAGACACUUUAAUUAUCAGGGAGUUUAUUGAAACACAACAGUGUUUGUCCUUUAUUUUGUGUAACACUAUAUAGAUACACUUAAGAUAUAAUUACAGGAGCUGUAACUGAGAAUUGCUGUGAGAGUGAUAUGGAUGUGCUCUCUCUGGUACAGUAUAACCAGUAUGUAUCUGGUGCCAGGUGCCCAGGUUCUCUUGAGUUCACAGAAGUCAGCAUCUUAGAGAUCAGUAAGCUGACCCUUGGCACUGCUCUGAAUGAGGGUUGUCAAGCAUGGAAUUACUAAUUAAUGCAAGAAAUAUAGUGAGAAGCAUAAUAAAAGCAAAUUACUGAUGUUAUUGUUUGUUAUACAUAGAUUAUGAAAUUAUAAUUUCUUACUUACUAUACUAAUAACAAAGAUGCAGUAGUCAAUAGGUUAAACCAAAUAUUCUUGUCAGUGUUCCUUUUAAUUUUCAGUGAAUAAACGUAUUUGCCAAUAAUAAUACAGUACUAGUAAUAAAUAUAGUAUAAAUCUUGUUUCUCAUUAAGUAUGUGCUUCCAAAUGUCUUAUUUGUCAUUAUAAAUAAGCUUUGGGCAUAUUUUUUGUUGGAAUAUAUCUUCAAAUGCAGUACAGUACUGUAUACAGUAGUAUGUAAUAAUGGAAAUCAGUGGGAAAAUUACAUUCACUUAAAGAAAUAUCAAUUUACAAAUGGUUUUCGGGAAUGGAGAACUCUGUUAAAUUGAGGGAUGCCUGUAGUUAUUAGAAUCAUAUAAACCAUAGGUACAGUACAUGGUAUGAUUAUCUUUUGGGGACAGCAGUGUAAAAGGAGUAAAUGAGCUGAAAUUUUGUUUUUCUUUCGUGGAAGGAAUUGUACACAUUGGCACACUAUACACACCUAUUGUAGUAGAUUAUUGUUACGUAAAGUUAAUUUCAUAAUUUGAUUUGGAAAGUGAUGCCAACUGUCUUUUUGUUCACAUAAAUGCAAUGCAUUUCCUGUCUUUGCUAAGCCCUUUCUAAAUGCAAUUGCUGUAAUACAUGGUAACAUAAUUAUCACUAUGACCAGAACUGACAAUAAUUGACAUUGGACAAUAUUUUUAUUGUGCAAUUUAAGUUUACACAAGAUUACAAGUUGCCUUUUGAAAGUGCCAAGCAAACUCUCUUUAAGUUGUUUGUACAGUGUUGUAUUUUUUCAGUACAGUAAUUCAAAUUUUAGGCAUGAUUCAUUGGAGUCAUAAUGGUGAGCAUACUAUAGAUAUAAAUGACCUGUUAUUAAAACAUUAAUAAUAUUUAUGUACUUACUGUAAAUUCUUAAAUAUACCAGUGAUGGACCUGUUUCCGUAUUUCUCUCUAUUUGCUGAAUUAUUUAUUUUUGUUAGAUGUUAAAAGAUGUUAUUGUUAGUCUGUUGAAAUGUGAAAUAGCAAGGAUAGUUUAUCCUCACAUACUGAAUUGUACUUCAUCCCUAAUAGGAGUACAGAGUGAAGGGUUAGCAUAGCCUGGGAGUUAAAGCAACAAUGGCUGGCUGACUUUAUGCAUACUAUAGUACUGUAUAUAUUAACAUGGUGCCAAUAUUAUGUAACCUUAUAAUCACACCAAGUUGUUUAGAUAUGAUUAGAGCUUUAUCCCAGUACCAAGUACAAUUUCACUGUGAUGUGUAUUGGGCCUUCCUGUGUACCUACAUAUAACUUAGAGUUUCUGUAAUAAAUACUGUACUGUACUGUAUUGUACAACAUUAUCAAUCAUAUCAAACACCUUAAUUCUCACCACUGUUACUACUACUACUUGCGAUAAUCUUAAUAUUCAGUACUACCGGUAUUUUUUUUUAGGUGCAGUAUGUGAAAUUAUAAAUGAUUAUAAGUGAUUACAAAUAUUUAUUGCAUGUGAUACAGCUCAUAACACUUGUUAUUCAUAAUAUAGUACCUUAAAUAUAAUCAUGAGUUCUAUAUUAUUUUCAUUUGUUUUUGUUCUCAGAUACUGCACCAAAAAUUAGUAGCUGCAUUAAGUGUUAUUAAUAUUUGGAACAAAGCAAAUUUAACAGCUGGCCAUUCCUGCUGCCAUCCAGCCCGACCUCCUCACUUAUCUACCGUCUUAAUUUAACUUCUCGUCUAAUUCAAUGUCUUUCAAAAAAUUUAGUGACUAUACUGCAAUAAUAGAAUAAGUAAACUGUAAAAUUAUAGUACACUUGUAUUCACUACAUUAGGUACUGUACUGUGUAAAAAAAUGAAGAAACUCCUUCAAGGAGACUGUCAUAUGUGAUAUGAAAUGAGCUCUUGACAAAUAUUGUUAUUGGGAAUUAGCCUAUAUAAAGUGGGACUAUAUCCCUAACUUAUAUAUUACAUUAUUGUAAAAUUACAUAAAGAGAAGGAUAACUAUAUUGUUAAUCAGAAUAAAUUAGAUUAAUGACAUUAUUCAUGUUGACAAUUUGUGUUUGUUAUUGAGGGUGUUAAAGUAACUAAUGUAUGAUACUGUAGUUAAUAAAAGUUAAUUGAUGUUAAUAUAGUAACAGAUGAGAAAUUUUCUUUUAUAUCAUUUGUUAUACAGUACAGUAUUGUUCAUUUAUUCUUUGGGAGGACAUUCUAAUGAAUACAAUCAAAUUUAUUGCUGACUUAUAUUUUAGGGGCAUGCUAAGCGUACAAUAUUAUGAAAACAAUAUUGCAGCUCUUUUAUAAUAUUGCAAAUAGAUUAUUUUGCCAGAUAUUGCUGUUAAUUCUUUCUUUAACUUUUAUUCCUACACAAAUAUUGUAAGUCUUAAGUAUGUUUUAAGAGUACUGUAUGUCAAUUGGGGUCUCUGUCAAUUCGCUGUAAAGACAAUCCAUGGUGACCUAGGUGUGGGGAAGACCUCUGAAGCUCACCCUAUUGCAAAGUGGAAGAAGGUAUAUGAUGGUUGAACAUUGUGUGUUAUUUACCAAGUACUGUGCAGUAAAAAAAACAUACUUUUGUACCCCUCAAAUUCGAAAUUUGUAGAAUAUAUACCUGUACAAAUGUUUCACAACAACGCUAACUUUUUCCAUGUGCUAUGCAUAUUAUAUGAUCAUUUGUUAGUGAAGAAUGUCAUUGUGUUUCAGAAGAAACUGAUAUGACUGAAUUUCAAUCUUAACUGUAUAUAUAGAUUGAUGUAGAAUAAGUUUUUCUUAAAAAAUGACUGAAGCCUUAUACAAGUAUUAAUAUUUUCAUAAAUGAUAUGCUGUAGUACUGUAUUGAUAACAUGAACAAUACCAAAAAUAUAUAUUUGUUGUUA